Lutzomyia longipalpis is the source of this 5859-nucleotide messenger RNA. RefSeq names its product regulator of G-protein signaling loco (gene loco). The coding region runs from base 343 to 5448 and encodes 1701 amino acids. Gene Ontology annotation, biological process: signal transduction. The record is from RefSeq and is a predicted model, not a curated record. NCBI's taxonomy places the organism in Eukaryota, Metazoa, Arthropoda, Insecta, Diptera, Psychodidae. Gene Ontology annotation, molecular function: GTPase activator activity; protein binding. The transcript has 6 exons.
GGCCAUUUUCUCCCAACAUAGAUGGAAAAAAAAAGAUUUUUUUUAGUUUGAAGUAGAAAUUGAAACUUUUCCCAAUUUUCACGUGAAAAACGUAUAUUUUCCGUGGAAAUAGCCUAAAAGCUGUAGUGCCAAACGAUAUUUACAAAGUUUAUGUGCCUUUUGGUGAGAAAAAACAUUGAGAGAUGUGAUAAAAAUGGGCAAUGACCGCAUCUGCUUUGCGAAAUUAUGUCAAUAAUCUGCAGAAGAAUGCGAUAAAGACUUUUCCUUUGCACUUUACGCUGGAGUGAAUUUAUCCUCUGCAUCUGCUGUGCUGCUUCAUUCGCAAAGGGAAAUUGGUGAAAAAUGCAUCGGCGCCGCAAAAAGCGACCCAAUUACGGGACUCGCACGGUUGAGGUGUGUCGUGGCAUAAAUGGUUUUGGCUUCACUAUUUCUGGCCAGCAGCCGUGCAUCUUGUCGUGCAUUGUGAACAAUUCCCCAGCAGAUCUGGCGGGUCUCCGUGCUGGGGACUUUCUAAUCAAUGUGAAUGGGCUAAACGUAUCAAAACUCCCCCAUGAGGCAGUUGUUCAGUUAAUCGGGAAUUCCAGUGGCAGCAUCCGUAUGACCAUUGCUGAGAACUACUUCUCCGACAGCUCCGAUGAGGAUCCAAUUAACACCCACACAAAUGUUCAGCGCGUACGGCCAAAGUACCAGAAUAAAAUUAAGGCAAAUCGGGGUCUCAUGAGACGCACCAUGGAGGACAGAAAUAGCCCAUCCACCAUCCUGUCGGAUUUUGCCCUGCACAACCUGGCAUUGAGACAAAUCCGUGAAAAUGAGACUCUCCUGCCAACGUCUCCAACAGGGCAUGAUAUUAUCCUGAGCCCAACUGCGAGUGACAACAAAGACGUCCGUAAUGUGAGUGCAAUGGUCAGGGCUAGCAAUAAAGCACGAGAGGAGGCGCGUGCAAAGGCGCUGGCGCCCAAAAUGAAUCGCCUCCGUGAGUAUCGAGUGAUUGUGGGCUAUUUGGGAACUGUGGAGGUGCCACGACAAAUUUCCAUGACUGGAUCGAAGCUCCAAACUGUGCGUGGGUGCAUUAGGAAGUUGAGACAUGAAAAGAGAGGCUUCACCACGGUUCUCAUGACAAUCCUACCCAAUUGUAUGACUCUCAAGAAUUGUGGAGAUAUUCUCCUGGCCACAUUCCCCGCAGGAACCAUUAACUAUGUCAGCAGUGGCUCCCAGAGUGACAAUAGAUUUUUCGGCAUCAUAACAUCGGGACUUUACUCCGAUGGACUAAUGUGUGACCCCACGGAAGUAAUUUUAAGGCACACGCCAUCCCACAGCUGUCAUGUAUUUGCAAUUGACACGAGAAUCACUGAUCACUCCUGGCACUUUGAGAAAGUUAACCAAUUCAAGAUCACCUGCUCGCGAGAUCCACUUACAAACACCUGCCAAGAAGUGCCGAGUACAUCGGAAUAUGUGGUUAACUUGAUCCGCAGUAUGUACACGCUAAAGUCAUCCGGAAGUCGUCAGGAGGCGGGGAUGCCAUUCCGUUCAAAACCACCCCUGGGCCGGGGGCUUCACAUGCCACGUUCUAUUGAGCAUCGUCUCAAUCCACGUGCACUCGAUGAUCAUGAUUUCAUGGCAAACUCUCCGCAGCCUAGCAAUCACAGUGAAAUCACAACGACUUCCAGCAAUUCUGAUUCUGGGAUUGGCUUCCACAACGAUUGUCCCAACAUCUCAGAUCGUGUACUCGUUGUGGACUUUCCGGGGAUUCAGAAUCACAAACUCAUUCCCAGUUUCCGUCCCAAUCCCAUUGGCAGCAGUGACACAUCGUUGCGUUCAUGCGGAUUGUCCAGUGCACAACAGGAAGUUGAAUCUCUUGGCCACAAUUCAUCCAUUGUGGAAUCCAUUGAGGGGAAACUCAAACCCCAGCAUUCCAAAUCCAAAUCUGCCGACAAUACACCACGCCCCUCAACGUCCAGUGACACCGAUCCACGUCUCACAGUGAGAGCCAUGCCUGAUCCAAAAAUACUCAGUGGUAUGUCCAGGGAUGAUUCUACGGGCUAUGAAACUGUCUUCCCGAAUUUGCCACUCAAAUAUUGGCUUUCCGGCAAAGCCAUCGAUGACGAUGGGAAUCUCGUGCAAGAACGUCCAGUUGAUGUGCCCACAUCAUAUGGAGAUACAGCAAACCGUCCAUUUAGCUGUGACAUCACGGAGUUGGAGCAGAAGCGAAAGAACUUCCUGCAGAUGGCUCGCUCCUGUAAUGACAUAAUAUUAUCAUUUGAAAAAGAAUUUGAUCGUAAAGUGAAUCUCACGAAGAAUCGUCCAUCCAUCCAAAUGUCCAUGGAUGAUGUAUCCGUCCGGGAAAUUGAAUCUAAAUCACCUAAAGUGCCUGACCAUGAUCACGUUUUCCUGCCGCCGAAACCAGUGAAGAAACCACGAAAAAUGCACGAAGGGCGAAAAAGUAGCAACAUGAACAAAAUUAUGUCGUACAAAUUGAGUCCAAAAGUCUUUGGGCUAUCGCGUCCCAUGUCAGCGAGUCUCGAGAAUAUUGCCAGAACUUUUGCCAAGAAGAAUUCAUCAGAUACGAAGGAGACAUCAUCAUCAAUUUAUGGAAGUUUGAAAGAUUUACAAAAUAUCGAUCUUUCACCGCGACAGAAUCUCCUGGACAGCAAUGCCUACAGCGAACCUGAUUUACGUUCCAAUGACGAUGCUCGUGCACUUCCUACCAAUUCGGGUAAUUCACCGUUCAAACGAUGGGGUCAAUCGUCAUUUAGAUCACGAUCAAAUGAACAACGAAAUCUCCUGCCAAGAAGGCCAUCAUCACUUGCAGCCUCAGAGAGUGAUGUCUACACAAAGUCCAUCAAUGGGGACAUUGCAACGGGAAGAAUUGAAGGGGAAUUCUCAGAUGCAGGCAAUGGUACGUGUGGCGGUGUUUCCGGAUGGAGUAAUUCAUUUGAGCGAUUGCUCGAGGACACAGCUGGUCUUCAUGCUUUUGCGGAAUUUCUCAAAAAGGAAUUUUCAGCUGAGAAUAUCUACUUUUGGACUGCCUGCGAACGCUACCGUCAGAUUGAGGAUCAGCAUGAAAGGGCAAAGGAAGCCCAAGAAAUUUUUGCUAAACAUCUCGCCUCAACUGCCCAGGAACCUGUAAAUGUGGAUUGUCAAGUGAGGAAUACAGCUGAAGAGAAUCUUCAGAGUGCCAGUAUUGAUCUCUUUGAAGCGGCACAAAAGCAAAUUUUCAAUUUAAUGAAAUUCGACAGCUAUGCACGUUUUAUUCGGUCAGAUCUAUUCAAGAGUUGUCUGGAGGCUGAAUCAAAGUGCAAACCUCUCCCCUAUCCGGGUGAUCAAUUGGAUGCGGGUCUAAGGACGGGUCCUGUUGUUCCUACACCGUCCAAAUUGAAGAAAUCCUUGAGUAAUGCUGAGGAUCGUCGACGAAAAUCCCUCUUGCCAUGGCACCGAAAGACACGUUGCAAGUCAAAGGAUAGAGAUGAGGCAAAUCGUCAUUUGAGUGGAGGCAGUAAGAGUGGUGGGAGUAGUCUCCGUGUGCCACUAAUGAACUCCAAUAGUGAUCUCCACAGUUCCCGUAGCUCUUUGUCCAGCUUCGAUGCAGCCAUCACCAAGCUCAAUACCAAUAAUGAUUCCGAGGAGGGAAAGAGUACAUUGUGCCGCGUAAUUUUGCCAGAUGCUGCAACAACGAUCGUUCAAACACGAUCUGGGGAGACAGUGCGAGAGUUGGUGGAUCGUUUACUGGAGAAACGGGGACUCACCUACAAUUGCUACGAAGCCUUCUUGGCGGGUUUCAGUAAACCCCUCGAUUUGGAGGAAUUGUCACGAAAUGUUGCCGGGAAGGAGAUACAAAUUGAACAGAGGGUUGUCUUCAAGUUGGAUCUGCCCAAUAGGAAGGUGAUCUCCGUGAAGAGUAAACCAUGCAAAUUCCUCGAAGAUGUCCUCAGACCUAUUCUUCACAAAUACAACUAUCGCCUUGAGAUGAUUCAAGCCUUUGGGAAGGAGUCACCUGAUGCAAUAAAUAUGAAAAUUGCGGUAACAACAAUUGAUGGACAGAGAUUGCAAAUAGCGAUUAAGGGUGCCGAUGGCGGUAGCAAUGUGAAGCAAAUGAGUAAAUUAGUGACUACCGCAAGCAUAGAUGGUGGUGGCAAUUGUGAUGUUGCGCAAUUGAAGAAUACUCCGGUAAUGCAGCAACAGCAACAGCAUCCGUGCAUGACUGGUAACUUCAAUCAGAGCACUCUCGAUGAGAUCACCAAUAAAGUGUUCAAUGAGUUGCUCCAGGGAAAGGUGGAAACAAUGGCUGGAACAGCUGGAGCUGCUGGACUGGAAAAUCCUUUGUCAAGAGCUACGGUUGAUCAACUUUCCAUGAAGUCUGAGGAAUGGGGAUCGGAAACUUCAUCGGGAAUAUUUACUCGUGCCCGUCGUCAUGAGCUACUCCUGAAGCAUCGUGGACGGAAGAUGCCACAGUCACAGAAGAACUCCCAAACGGAAUCGGAGGAUAAUGCAGAUGGUACGAAGAAGCCACUAAUUGCAAAAUGGAAAAGCGGUGCAAAGUUGCAAGUGACGACACGCAGUAGCCCAGGUGGGGAUGACCUCCUAGAGGGCUUAAAGAGAGCACAACGAUCUCGGCUGGAAGAUCAGCGUGGCACGGAGAUUAAUUUUGAAUUGCCCGAAUUUCUGAGAAACAAAGAAAACAUGAACAACAAUAAGAGUCGCCGUGAGAGUCGGUACGAUGACGGGGGCAGUGAGGUGGAUGGCAUUCAACGGAGAGAUUCAAAUGAUCGUGUCUCUGGUUUCCCACCUAGACCGCAGCCAGCGCCCAGGCUCUCAAUAAUAAACAAUAACAAUCAUGCGAAUUGUGGACUUUCACCGCGCACUCCACCACCGUCCACGAGUCUCGUGGGUAAUAACAAUGAGAUGGCCACAAGUGGUGGGGGAAAUUACACCAACUCAGCGGCCAUUGAGAGAUCACUGCUCCAGCUAUUGGAGUCAUCGCCGCCACAGCCAUCGGGACGGAGUGAUUCGGAGAAAUUCGACAAUAGUCCCUAUUUGACGCCAUCACGAACGGGAUUCACAGACCCGGAGCUCUUCUAUGGGCGCCAUAGUGGCGAUAGGAAUGCCUUCCGGCAUGGAGAUCUACUCAAUUCGAGCUUCAGUAGUACAACGACAAAUAACAGUACCCAUUACUUUGAAGAAAUGGGAGGUGGCUUUGGGGGUGCAGAGAUGGAUGUGCAGACAGGAGGAGGAGCUCGAGGACCACCACCAUUGCCGCCAAAGCCCAAAGUAGUCCCAAUGAAACCAUCAAACUGGAGUCAGAGUACUCAACGGCAGAAACAGUCGAAAAUGUCACCAACAAGUGGCAUUGAGGAUGUCUUCAAGAUGCCCGUAGAGAUGCCACGGAUGAGUGAAAACACCAGAAAGCAGAAAAAUGCGUAUUUUGAUCAGCCCAGCAGUAGUUUUGUCUAACAUGGGCUUUCUCAUCAUUUCGACAUAUUUUUUUAGCUUAUAGUGGAAUUUACUAGUAUCUAAUGAACUCUACUUUUAUUCUUCGACAUUUUUUUUUACACAAAAUCCCUUCGGCAGCCUUAUUGAUGAUUAUUUUAUUUAUGCUUAAAAUUGAGGAUUUGAUGAAGAAGAAAUGCAGAAGUGAGCAUUAAGGCUGUCCAGAGAGCAUUAUCCUUUUGUUAGCGUUUAAGGUGGAAAUAUAUUAUAAGUAUUGGAAAAAGUGCCAAUCGAGGGAAAUUUUCUGAAAGAAAUUUUUGGACGUUUUUUUGAGUAUUGAUAAGAAAAAUAAUUUAUAUACAACACUCUUCUAUAUGGAUAUUCUAUAUUUUAUAUCAAAUAAAAUAAUUAUACAAUAUACUAAUUUACGCCGUG